AUGGUCAAGCAUAACCCCAAGUCUGCAAAGGUUAACUUGAUAAACACAGCUCAGGCAGAGGACUCCACGCCAAGUGUCCCAGCUGGCCUCCCACCGCCGCGGCCCGCCGCAGCCCGUGGUCGGCCCUCCCGCCGCCUGUGGUCGGCCCUCCCGCAGCCCGACCGGGCCCCGAAGCCCAUCGCCUCUCCUCCGCCCGCGCGCCUCCCAUCUCCUCCCACGCCGGCGAAGAACCCCGCCGCCACCGCGCCGACCACCGCCGCCAUCCGCUCCUCGCCGCACCGACGCGAGCUGCCCCGCCUCCGACCUCCUCUGGCUGCCUACGACCUCACCGGCGCCGCCCCGCACCUCCUCCGGCCGGCCACCGCGUCCCCGCAACUCCGUCCCGGCGGGCCGAAGGCGCUGCAGGUGCGCGAGGUCGAGGACCUCCCGGCGGCGGGGGAGGGUGAGGUGCUUGUCGGGGUGGCCGCCACCGGCGUCAAUCACGACGACACGGUCCAGCGGCGGGGCCGGUACCCGUCGCCGGCCGGUGCCUCGCCCUACCCGGAGCUCGAGUGCUCUGACACCAAUGUCACGCUCAGGGCCAAUGACUCCCCACACUGGGCCGUCGGUACGCAGGUGUGCGCGCCGCUUACCGGCGGCGGGUAUGCGGUGAAGGUGGUGGUUUCGGCGGGGCAGGUGCUCCCGGGGAUGGAGGGGGUGUCACUGACUGACGCCGCCAGCUUGCCUGAGGUGGCCUGCACCGUCUGGUCCACCGUCUUCAUUACAAAUCACCACUCCCCCGGUGAAUCCUUCCUUAUGCAUGGUGGAUCAAGUGGAAUCAGUACAUUCGCUGUACAGAUUGCAAAGCACCUUGGUGUUAAGUUUUUUGUCACUAUAGGGAUGUAA
Triticum urartu is the source of this 885-nucleotide messenger RNA. Lineage: Eukaryota; Viridiplantae; Streptophyta; Magnoliopsida; Poales; Poaceae. The record is from RefSeq and is a predicted model, not a curated record.